UGUCUCUAACGGUAGCCGCGUGUGUGCGGCUCUCGCGCCCUGUGACCCAUCGUGUGGCCGCUGCCUGGCACCAGCUGUACGCCUAGCCGCUACCCUGUACUAGUACUCGGUAGGAGAUGCUUGUCGCUCUUUGCAGAAGAGUUCGGUUGGUAGGUGAAGCGAAGCCUGUAUACUAGCAGGGGCAGGAGCAAACAUUGGGCUUGCUCAUCAAGCAUUAUCAGUGUGAAUCACGGAUCGGAUAUCUACGUAGCUAUGUACCAUCUUCUUCUCAGCCACGCAUCCGUAGAGCUGCUUCAAGCUCCCAGGAUCGGCGAUUCAUGUGUGCUGUAGUGUGGCGCCUAAAUCGUGAUAGGAUUUGCGUUCCAGUCUGCAUGUGAUGCAAGAGCUUUUUUUUUUCUUUCUGUUGGAGGACAUUGCAAUGCAAGAGCUGGAACUGGUGUGAUACAACCAUAAACAAAGGAUAAUGUGGCAGCUAGACUGAGCGGUGGCCAUCCACUCGCUCAAUUACUCAACUAGACUGACCACCAUCGCCUUCAAAGUUCAAACGGCUUUCUUUUCUUUCCUCCUUUUUUUUCCUCCCCUGAAAACCGGACAUGCUAACAACCGGAGGGAAUAAGGAUUUGGUAUCAUUAGAGUAGACACCACUUGAAAGGGAUCGUUAUUCUGUUGAUUAAAGUUUCAAUUUUUGUGUGGUAGGUGGACUGCCGAAAGCAACAACUCCACCAAGAGUUGUACUCACUCUUUUUAUGCCCAACUAGUACUGGAGUACGUUUUUAUACGCCCAUUUUGAAUCUGAACUCCGGCUAGCAGCAGUACUGAAAACUGGUUAUGCAGAGAUCCCAUCUAUGGGACGCGGUGGGCGUGCUGGACGACGACCCCGUGGGGAAGCUGAAGGUGUUCGUGUACGAGAUGCCGCGCAAGUACAACAGGAUGCUGCUGGACAAGGACAGCCGGUGCCUGCACCACAUGUUCGCGGCGGAGAUCUUCAUGCACCAGUUCCUGCUGUCGAGCGCGGUGCGGACGCUGGACCCGGAGGAGGCCGACUGGUUCUACACGCCCGCGUACACCACCUGCGACCUCACGCCGCAGGGCUUCCCGCUGCCGUUCCGGGCGCCGCGGAUCAUGCGCAGCGCCAUCCGCUACGUGGCCACCACGUGGCCCUUCUGGAACCGCACCGACGGCGCCGACCACUUCUUCCUCACGCCGCACGACUUCGGCGCCUGCUUCCACUACCAGGAGGAGCGCGCCAUGGAGCGGGGCAUCCUGCCGCUGCUCCGCCGCGCCACGCUGGUGCAGACGUUCGGCCAGCGCAACCACGUGUGCCUGCAGGACGGCUCCAUCACCGUCCCGCCCUACGCCGACCCGGGCAAGAUGCAGGCGCACCUCAUCAGCCCCGGCACGCCGCGCUCCAUCUUCGUCUACUUCAGGGGCCUCUUCUACGACAUGGGCAACGACCCCGAGGGCGGCUACUACGCCAGGGGCGCUCGCGCGUCGGUGUGGGAGAACUUCAAGGACAACCCGCUGUUCGACAUCUCGACGGAGCACCCGUCGACGUACUACGAGGACAUGCAGCGCGCCAUCUUCUGCCUGUGCCCGCUGGGGUGGGCGCCCUGGAGCCCCCGGCUGGUGGAGGCGGUGGUGUUCGGGUGCAUCCCCGUCAUCAUCGCCGACGACAUCGUGCUGCCGUUCGCGGACGCCAUCCCCUGGGAGGACAUCAGCGUGUUCGUGGCGGAGCGGGACGUGCCGCGCCUCGACUCCAUCCUCACCUCCAUCCCGCUGCCCGACAUCCUGCGGAGGCAGCGCCUGCUGGCGCGGGACUCCGUCAAGCAGGCGCUGCUGUUCCACCAGCCCGCCAGGCCCGGGGACGCCUUCCACCAGGUGCUCAACGGGCUGGCGCGGAAGCUGCCGCACGGCGAGGGCGUGUUCCUGCAGCCCGGGGAGAAGGCGCUCGACUGGGACGCCGGACUCCAGAGCGACCUCAAGCCCUGGUAGUGGACUGGACUCGUUGUACAUCUCUUCGUGUUCCUUUGUACUCUUUCAUUUGACAUGACAUCGAUGGAUGGAUGGAUCACGCAUUAGUUUUUGUACCACGGCCCGUUUACAUGCAGCAGCAAUAUACUAAUAUAUAGUGUAUUUUCCCUGCUCUC
Molecule: messenger RNA, 2147 nt
Organism: Zea mays
Lineage: Eukaryota; Viridiplantae; Streptophyta; Magnoliopsida; Poales; Poaceae
Exons: 3
Coding region: 829-1992 (387 amino acids)
Biological process (GO): plant-type secondary cell wall biogenesis; glucuronoxylan biosynthetic process
Molecular function (GO): glycosyltransferase activity
Source: RefSeq, a predicted model, not a curated record